GCACGAGACAGCCCGCCUGUGUUGCAUCUCCACAUUGAAGUAGGAAGAAAGCUCGAGAUGUCACCAAGAAAAAAGAUCAUUUCAACUCCACCAAGAAACAUAACUAGGCCAACUGUGAACCCUGCUGCAAUUGGAAUGGCUUAUUUGAAAUCAGAACAGAACCAAAUUUUGGAUGCUGAUUAG
Ilex paraguariensis (yerba mate) is the source of this 183-nucleotide messenger RNA. The record is from the annotation of a GenBank genome assembly. NCBI's taxonomy places the organism in Eukaryota, Viridiplantae, Streptophyta, Magnoliopsida, Aquifoliales, Aquifoliaceae.